This is a messenger RNA of Aspergillus ruber CBS 135680, 1504 nucleotides long. RefSeq names its product elongation factor 1-alpha. Gene Ontology annotation, molecular function: GTP binding; translation elongation factor activity; GTPase activity. Gene Ontology annotation, biological process: translational elongation; translation. Bases 77 to 1459 code for a protein of 460 amino acids. The record is from RefSeq and is a predicted model, not a curated record. The transcript has 4 exons. Lineage: Eukaryota; Fungi; Ascomycota; Eurotiomycetes; Eurotiales; Aspergillaceae.
ACGCGUCGUGCCGUAGUAUCUGAGCAGCUUUUUUUUUUAGACCUUUUCAAGUCUCUAUUCACAAAAAACCUUCAUCAUGGGUAAGGACGACAAGACUCACCUUAACAUCGUCGUUAUCGGUCACGUCGACUCCGGUAAGUCGACCACCACCGGUCACUUGAUCUACAAGUGCGGUGGUAUUGACCAGCGUACCAUUGAGAAGUUCGAGAAGGAAGCCGCCGAACUCGGUAAGGGUUCCUUCAAGUACGCUUGGGUUCUUGACAAGCUCAAGUCCGAGCGUGAGCGUGGUAUCACCAUCGAUAUUGCCCUCUGGAAGUUCCAGACUUCCAAGUAUGAGGUCACCGUCAUUGAUGCCCCCGGUCACCGUGACUUCAUCAAGAACAUGAUCACUGGUACCUCGCAGGCUGACUGCGCUAUUCUCAUCAUUGCCUCCGGUACUGGUGAGUUCGAGGCUGGUAUCUCCAAGGAUGGCCAGACCCGUGAGCACGCUCUGCUUGCUUUCACCCUCGGUGUUAAGCAGCUCAUCGUCGCUCUUAACAAGAUGGACACCUGCAAGUGGUCCGAGGAGCGUUACAACGAAAUCGUUAAGGAGACCUCGAACUUCAUCAAGAAGGUCGGCUACAACCCCAAGGUCGUUCCCUUCGUCCCCAUCUCCGGUUUCAACGGUGACAACAUGCUUGAGGCCUCCACCAACUGCCCCUGGUACAAGGGUUGGGAGAAGGAGACCAAGUCCGGCAAGGCCACCGGUAAGACUCUCCUUGAGGCCAUCGACGCCAUCGAGCCCCCCGUCCGUCCCUCCAACAAGCCCCUCCGUCUUCCUCUCCAGGAUGUCUACAAGAUCUCGGGUAUUGGAACUGUGCCUGUCGGCCGUGUCGAGACUGGUGUCAUCUCUCCCGGUAUGGUCGUUACUUUCGCUCCUUCCAACGUCACCACCGAAGUGAAGUCCGUUGAGAUGCACCACCAGCAGCUCAAGGAGGGUGUCCCCGGUGACAACGUUGGUUUCAACGUCAAGAACGUUUCCGUCAAGGAAGUCCGCCGUGGUAACGUCGCCUCCGACUCCAAGAACGACCCUGCUGCCGAGGCUGCCAGCUUCAACGCUCAGGUCAUCGUCCUUAACCACCCUGGUCAGGUCGGCGCUGGAUACGCCCCCGUCCUGGACUGCCACACCGCCCACAUUGCUUGCAAGUUCGCCGAGCUCCUUGAGAAGAUCGACCGCCGUACCGGUAAGUCGGUUGAGAACAGCCCCAAGUUCAUCAAGUCCGGUGACGCCGCCAUCGUCAAGAUGGUUCCCUCCAAGCCCAUGUGUGUCGAGACCUUCACCGACUACCCCCCUCUCGGUCGUUUCGCCGUCCGUGACAUGCGUCAAACCGUCGCUGUCGGUGUCAUCAAGGGUGUCGAGAAGUCUGCUGGUGGUGCCUCCAAGGUCACCAAGGCUGCCCAGAAGGCCGGUAAGAAAUAAACGGUGUUCGUUUGAGAUGAGUGGUUUUUGUGCAUGAAUGAUAUC